GCGUCGCGCAGAAGAUUACAAGUCUCGCCAACUAGAACCACGAUCAAGAACCGAGUGCGCAUACACUGACCCACGUCGCCUCUCUCUCUCUCUCUCUCUCUCUCUCUCUCUCUCUCUCUCUCCUUCUAUAUUCUCCCUUCGCCGUCGCCGGUACCGGAGCUGUUCCAUUCCGGCGUACCCGGCGCAUUAUCACCGUACCCGACGUCACAAUCUCCGAAGAUUCUCUCGGCUCCAAAUUGGCUCACAAAAACGAACAAUCUUAUCCAACAUCACCGCUCCAUUUCCCCAAUUAGGGCUUGUUUGAUCGCCAAAGAUGGUACAUUUUUGGAUUACGCACUAGAUAACGUACGAGCGAUCCUAGUUAAGGAAAGAAAAUACAGUGGCUCUUUGUUCCGUUCUACAAAUUCGAGGCUAAUUUAAUUGCAUUGUUUCCAUUUGUGGUCGUUUUUUAUUUGGAUAAGUAUUCAAUUGAAAUUAGUGUCAUUCUAGGGCAUUGAUCUCCCAAUUUAGUUGCUUUUUUAUAGCUAGAGGGGAGGUGAAUAUAAGAAGUGGUUUUGGUGUGCAAACAUUGGGAGAGAGAAGGAGGGCAUUUGCAGGAGAGACAGAGAGAGAGUUGUGAUGGGGAUGAAGAAUGCGGGAGAGAGCAGACCGGAGAAGGCGAAGGGUUUGAUAGUUUCGCGGCCUCGGGUGAAGCUGUGGAUGAUUAGGGCGACGUCGUCGGUGUUGUUGUGGACUUGUUUGGUGCAGUUGACGGCAUUGGGGGAGACUUGGGGACCUAGGUUGUUAAAAGGUUGGCCUUCUUGUUCCUCUCAGGAUAUGGUGCGUUCAGCUCCGGCGAGAGUGCUGCUUCCACCAAAGAGAGUCUAUGCAAACAAUGGUUACCUGAUGGUCUCAUGCAAUGGAGGGCUCAAUCAAAUGAGGGCAGCGAUAUGUGACAUGGUCGCGAUUGCAAGAUAUUUAAAUUUCACUCUGAUUGUUCCUGAGCUGGAUAAAUCAUCUUUUUGGGCUGAUCCCAGUGAAUUUCAAGACAUAUUUGAUGUCGAUCAUUUCAUUACAUCCUUGAGAGAUGAGAUUCGGAUAUUGAAAGAGCUGCCUCCCAGGCUCAAGAGGAGAGUUGAGCUGGGAAAGAUCCAUACCAUGGCACCCAUUAGUUGGUCUGACAUUUCUUACUAUCAUAAUAAGAUUCUUCCUUUGGUAAAGAGGUACAAAAUUGUGCAUUUGAACAGAACUGAUGCUCGGCUUGCCAAUAACGACCUACCCCUGGAGAUUCAGAAGCUGCGCUGUCGGGUGAAUUUUAGUUCUCUCAGAUUCAUGCCCCAGAUAGAGGAGUUGGGAAGAAGGGUUAUCCGGCUUCUUAGGCAAAAUGGUCCUUUCCUAGUACUUCAUCUCCGAUACGAAAUGGACAUGUUAGCGUUUUCUGGGUGUACUCAGGGUUGCAACAACGAGGAGGUAGAUGAGUUGACAAGAAUGAGAUAUGCUUACCCAUGGUGGAAGGAGAAAAUUAUAAACUCUGACUUGAAGAGGAAAGAUGGUUUAUGCCCUUUGACCCCUGAGGAAACUGCACUUACUCUAAAGGCACUAGAUAUUGAUCGUAAUAUCCAGAUAUACAUUGCAGCUGGAGAAAUCUAUGGUGGACAAAGGAGAAUGGCUAGUCUUGCUGCGGCUUAUCCAAAAUUGGUGAGGAAGGAGACGCUGUUAGAGCCAUUAGACCUUAGGUUUUUCCAGAAUCACUCAUCCCAAAUGGCAGCUUUGGAUUAUCUUGUUUCCCUGGAGAGUGAUAUUUUUGUUCCUACUUAUGACGGGAACAUGGCCAAAGUUGUCGAAGGGCACCGCAGAUACCUUGGGUUUAAGAAGACAAUUCUACUGGACAGAAAGCUUCUGGUUGAUCUGAUAGACCAAUAUAAUGGUGGAUCACUAAGUUGGGAUGAAUUUUCAUCGGCUGUUAAGGAAGUUCAUUCAAAUCGCAUGGGAAGCCCUACAAAAAGGUUGGUGAUUCCCGACAGACCUAAAGAGGAGGAUUACUUCUAUGCCAACCCUGAGGAGUGUUUUCAAUCAUCCACUGAACUACUCAAGAAUACAUGAACUUUUAUUAGGUGGGCUGCAUUUGAUUAAAAUUCUCCAGAUUUAUGAAUAGUUCUAUAUAUACACAUCUGCCCAGAGAUGGAUUUUGUUUCUGAGGCGGCAAUCUUGAAGAUUAUGGUAGGAGCCAUAUCCGAAAGCAUGAGAGAGGUGCAGCUGGGGAAUGCAUUAAUGCCUGUUUUAUUCGGGUAAUUCGGUGUACAGAAACUACCUGCCAUUGUUGGGUGAUGCGGACUCAACUGCAGUGUUUGCAGUGGGGGUUGCAAAGUAUAGAUUCAAUUUACUGAAAAUUUGGAUUCUUGUAAGGUUACUCGAUUUAAAUCUUGUUCGCAAACAUGGUUGCGAAUUCAUGUUUUGGAAUCUAUUGAAUUUGGCAGACUUCUUUCAUUUCAUAGUUGAACUUUAUUCAGAACAGAAUUGCUCA
Messenger RNA from Rhododendron vialii, 2503 nucleotides. RefSeq names its product rhamnogalacturonan I rhamnosyltransferase 1-like. The coding region runs from base 619 to 2082 and encodes 487 amino acids. Lineage: Eukaryota; Viridiplantae; Streptophyta; Magnoliopsida; Ericales; Ericaceae. The transcript is spliced from 8 exons. Gene Ontology annotation, cellular component: cytoplasm. The record is from RefSeq and is a predicted model, not a curated record.